AUGACUGGAGUAGCCAAUGUUCAAAAAAUAAAUAAGUUGAAUGGAAAAGGUGUAAAGAUUGCAAUUAUUGACAAUGGAGUUGACUAUACACAUCCUGCACUUGGUGGUUGUUUUGGACCUGGAUGUAAAAUUUCUUUUGGAUUUGAUCUGGUGGGAUCAGGCGACGUUUUUGAUCCAUUACCUGAUAAUGAUCCAUUAGAAACAUGUAAUGGUCACGGUACUCAUAUUACAGGGAUUAUUGCUGCUGAGGAUAAUGUUUAUAAUUUUACUGGGAUUGCUCCUAAAGCAACAAUCGGAAUGUACAGAAUAAAUGCCUGCAAUGAUGCAACCACUGAUGAUUUAAUACUUAAAGCUUUGGAAUUGGCUGAAGAAGAUAAUGUAGAUGUUAUUAAUCUUUCUAUAGGAACACCUUUUGCUUCAUGGUCCGAAACUCCUAUCAGCAUAGCUUGUACACAGUUAGCAAAUAAAGGUAUAAAAAUUAUUGUAGCGGCUCCUAAUAACGGUGCUACAGGAUUAUUUACUAUGGGAUCUCCCGAUUCUGCAAUCAAUGUAAUAACUGUUGGUUCAGUUGAAAAUACUAAGUUUCUUUCGUACUAUUUACUUACAAGUUGUUGUCCCGAUAGAAAAAUUGCUUAUACAACUACUCAAAUAACACUUAGAUAUGAUGUACCUGUCAAUGCACCACUUAGAUUAGUUCUUUCAAAUAAUAGUCCUAAUCCGGAAAAUGAUGCUUGUUCUCCGCUUCAAGGGGAUUUUAGUGGUUCAUAUGUUUUAAUUCGACGAGGUGGAUGUCUUUUUAGCCAAAAAAAUUUAAAUGCUGAAGCUGCUGGUGCAUUAGGUGUAAUAUUUUAUAAUAAUGAAACAACUCAAACCUUUGCUUUAGAUGUAUCUGGAACAAAUAUACCAAGUGCUUUUAUUUCAAGAGAUGAUGGAAUAUUCUUAGUCGGUCUGAUUUUAGAUCCUAAUAAUAAUGGUAGAUCAAUUACCAUAAGUUUCCCUAAUGAUACAAUUGCGGUGGAAAAUUUAGUUCGUGGAUUACCUUCCGUUACUUCUUCUUGGGGUCCAACUUUUGAAAUGGAUUUAAAACCUGAUAUUUUGGCUCCUGGUGGUCGUAUUUUUAGUACAUAUCUUACCUCCUUGGGAUCUUAUGCAACUUUAUCUGGUACUUCAAUGGCAGCUGCUUAUGCAUCAGGAGUAACUGCACUUUAUCUUCAAGAUCUUAAAAAUAAAGGAAUAUCAGCAUUAUCAACAAAUCCCGAACAAAUUCGUGAUAUUUUCACAUAUACCUCAACUCCAAUUGAAAUGGAAGAUUUUGAUAUGCCUUACUCAACUGCCAAACAAGGAGGUGGAGUAAUAAAUAUAAAAAAUGCUAUUAAAACGACAACUUUAAUUUCACCUGGAAAAUUUGCACUUAAUGAUACCGUACACGCUAAUAAUACUCAAUCUUUUACUAUUACCAACGUUGGAAAACAGAUCGUUACAUAUAAAAUGUCACAUAUUCCAGCAGUAUCAGUUAGAGGAUUUGCCGAUAAUGUUUUAGUUUCUCAAGCCAAUUUAGUAUAUGAUCCUUUUAGUUCAAAAGUAGAAUUUUCCAAGAAAGAAAUUAAAUUAAGACCAAGACAAUCAGAAAAAAUUACUAUAAAAAUAACCCCUCCCAGUCAAUUAAAGAACAAAGAUUUAGGACUAUUUUCUGGUUACAUAGGAGUCGAAGACACUACAACUAAAUUUUUAUAUACCUUACCUUAUCUUGGAUUAAAAGGCGAUAUUCGUGAUAUUCCAGUUUUAAGUCCUAAACCCGGUCAACCUUUUGUAGCAACUUUUAAUGGUGAUCAUCCUCAAACUAGUCAAGAUGAAAGUGCAGUUUUUACAUUUGCCAAUUUAUUUGAAGAUAAUAGUGAUUCACCUUCUUUAUAUUAUACAUUGGGAUUUGGUUCAAGAAGAGUGCGAGUAACAUUAAUAAAUUUACAAGGUGAAGUAGUUGCAGUUAUUUAUGAGGCUACAUUUUUAGGAAGAAAUGGUGACGGUGUUGUUGGUUACGAACAACAUAUUUUUGAUUGGUUUGGUUUCAUAGGUGAGAACUUCGACUUUGUACCAAAUGGAAGUUAUAGAUUUGAACUUAGAAUUUUAAAAACUUAUGGUAAUUUUAAUAAUGACCGCGAUGUUAUAACUUGGAUAUCGCCUAUAAUAAUUGUUGCUGCGUAA
Molecule: messenger RNA, 2202 nt
Organism: Diversispora eburnea
Lineage: Eukaryota; Fungi; Glomeromycota; Glomeromycetes; Diversisporales; Diversisporaceae
Source: the annotation of a GenBank genome assembly